UCGGGUAUUGUAAUCACUAAUUUUUCAAUAUUCCAUUAUAAUUAAAUAUUUAAAUUUUAAAUGCUUUUAAAUUUAAUUACAAUCAAGUUGUGUUCUCGUGUUGCAUAGUUCAAUAUUAAAUUACUCUGAAGUUUCGGCACCAUUUUUGUUCUAUUCAAUGUUAUCAACACAACAGUCAUGUUUUAGUUACUACAAUAUAUUUUGUUCAGUUAUAUUUAAACAUUUUACUUAUGACUAAUUUAUUUGAAUAACUUUUUUUGUGUUAUGUUAUCACACUGGCAUACUGCUAACUGUAUAAUAGUCUUAUAUUUUUGAUGUAAUUUAUGUGCUAAUUAAAAAAAUUUUCCAAAAUAAGAAUUUUAUAUUUUCUUCACAUAUCUAUACAUCUGAAGAUAAACAUGAUGUCAUUAAAUUCAUCUGCUAAGCGAUUAUAUUUGUCUCUGAGUAAUGUUGCAAAUUAUUCUUCGAGUAAAAAAUACUAUGAUAUUGUUAUAGCUGGUGGCGGCAUGGUGGGCUGUGCAAUGGCCUGUAAAUUGGCUAAAGAACCUGCGUUACGUGGUAUGUCUAUCCUUCUAUUAGAAGGAGGUCCAAAUCGUAAACAAUAUGAUUUGCAUGCAAAGAAAAAUACACUUGAUAAUUCUUACAGUAAUAGAGUCUCAGCUGUGAACAAAUCGAGUGUACAACUUUUACAAUCAAUUGGAGCAUGGCAAACUAUUAGCGAUUUAGGACUUUGUAAUGCAGUCAAAGAAAUGCGAAUUUGGAACUCUGGUGGAGGUAGAAGUGGUGGUGUUAAUAACAUAUUAACAUUUAAUAAUGAUGAUGAUUUAGCAUAUAUUGUUGAAAACGAUACUAUUCUCGGAGCAUUGUAUGAACAAAUUAAGGAAGAACAAAAUAUUACUGUAAAUUACGAUUCUCGGGUUAAUCAAUGUAUUUUGCCAGAUUCUCCUAAAGAUUUGGUUACUGUUAAAGUGGCUAAUGGAGAGACUUUCUUUGAAACUAGUCUCUUAAUUGGCUCAGAUGGAUAUGGUUCUAAAGUACGUUCUGCCAUUAAUGGUCAGCAAUUUAUUAGUUGGGAAUACGGUCAACGUGCAGUUGUAGCAACUUUACAUAUACAGUCUAAUGAAGAUGAUAUUUAUAAAGGACAUGUUGCUUGGCAAAAGUUUGCUCAGUUAGGUCCAUUGGCAGUGUUACCUUUGGAUAAUAAAACAUGUUCGCUUGUAUGGACAACAAGUUAUGAAGAAGCAAAUCGAUUAGCAAAAUUGAAUGACAAUGAAUUUAUUGAUUCUUUAAAUUAUGGUUUAUCGGAAGAAAAAGAAUCUAACAAUAGUAGUUUACUAUUAGCAGAUGAUGCUGCUCGUAUAGUGUCUAAAGUACUCAAUAAGUGUUAUCAAUCAAAUGAUGAGAAUAAUCAAAACAGAAAAAUAAAAUUUACUCCACCAGUUAUCAUUGAUUUAAUAAAAGAUAGUAGAGCAUCUUUCCCAUUAGGCUUUGGACAUGCAUGUCGAUAUGUUGGUCAGCGUGUUGCUUUAGUUGGAGAUGCUGCACAUAGAAUACAUCCAUUGGCUGGCCAAGGUGUUAAUUUAGGUUUUAAUGAUGUUAUUGAAUUAAGCAAUCAACUUAACCAAUCAGUAUUAACAGGAGCUGAUAUUGGAGAUCUAAAUGCACUUUUAAAUUAUGAAACUGCUGCACAGCGUCAUAAUGUACCAAUUAUGUUAGGCGUUGAUGGCAUUCAAAAAAUGUAUGGUAGCCAUAAUAAUGUGGUACCGCUUGCUAUUACAACAUUAAUACGUAACGUGGGACUUUCAGUUUGUCAUUCUGCUUCCAUAAUAAAAAAACUGUUGAGUGACAAAGCAUCUGGACUACCUGUAUAAUUUAAGUUUCAAUGUAUCCAAAUAAAUGGGUUAAUUGCAUGUUUAGUUGUUGAGCUGUGUUAAUUAAGAUAUUAAGGCUAUUAAAAAAAAAAAAAAAUUAUGUUAAUUAAAUAUUAUGUGUUAAAAAUUAAAAUUAAUUAAUUUGGUUAAAUUAUGUAAUAGUGUA
This is a messenger RNA of Rhopalosiphum maidis (corn leaf aphid), 2037 nucleotides long. It is a transcript of the gene Coq6, whose product is annotated as ubiquinone biosynthesis monooxygenase COQ6, mitochondrial. NCBI's taxonomy places the organism in Eukaryota, Metazoa, Arthropoda, Insecta, Hemiptera, Aphididae. The coding region runs from base 399 to 1871 and encodes 490 amino acids. Gene Ontology annotation, cellular component: mitochondrion. Gene Ontology annotation, biological process: ubiquinone biosynthetic process. The transcript has 10 exons. Gene Ontology annotation, molecular function: oxidoreductase activity, acting on paired donors, with incorporation or reduction of molecular oxygen, NAD(P)H as one donor, and incorporation of one atom of oxygen; FAD binding; 2-octaprenyl-6-methoxyphenol hydroxylase activity. The record is from RefSeq and is a predicted model, not a curated record.